Drosophila subpulchrella is the source of this 403-nucleotide messenger RNA. RefSeq names its product larval cuticle protein 65Ag1-like. Gene Ontology annotation, molecular function: structural constituent of chitin-based larval cuticle. Gene Ontology annotation, cellular component: chitin-based extracellular matrix. Bases 1 to 399 code for a protein of 132 amino acids. Lineage: Eukaryota; Metazoa; Arthropoda; Insecta; Diptera; Drosophilidae. The transcript has 2 exons. The record is from RefSeq and is a predicted model, not a curated record.
AUGUGUGUAAAGAUUUCCUCUUGCAGUCAAACGAUAUCAUUCGCAUCGAACUCCUCGAGAUCAGCAAACGAGCCAAAAGUCAACAUAAAGUUCCUGAUUGUCUUCGUCGCUCUCUUCGCCGUGGCUUUGGCCGGAGUCGUUCCUAAGGCCUACAUCGAGAAGUCGUUUUCCGACGUUGGACCCGAGAACUUCGCCUUCGACUGGAAAACUAGCGAUGGACAGCAGGCUGAGGCCCAGGGAGUGUUGGGAAAUGUUGGAUCCGAUCACGAGGCCCUCGCCGUCAAGGGAUCCUACUCCUAUGUGGGCGAUGAUGGUGUCACCUACGAAGUCACCUACAUCGCCGAUGAGAACGGAUUCCAGCCCCAGGGAGCCCAUCUGCCCGUUGCCCCCGAGGCGUAAGCCA